Molecule: messenger RNA, 1474 nt
Organism: Perognathus longimembris pacificus (Pacific pocket mouse)
Lineage: Eukaryota; Metazoa; Chordata; Mammalia; Rodentia; Heteromyidae
Gene: Pou2af3
Product: colorectal cancer associated 2
Exons: 4
Coding region: 573-1148 (191 amino acids)
Cellular component (GO): cytoplasm
Molecular function (GO): DNA binding; POU domain binding
Source: RefSeq, a predicted model, not a curated record
UAGCUCUGUGUGUGUGUGUGUGUGUGUGUGUGUGUGUGUGUGUGUUGUGUGCUGUGUUUUAAAAUAGCCAUGGUGUGUUUUCAACAAAUAUUUGAUUGUGGAUUUCGUGCUGUUUGAAAUCUAAGAGAGAGGCGACUUUCUUUGUAUUUUUGGAGCAAAGGAGAACGUGAAGCCCUGACUGGAAAGAUAAUAUCAAGGAGGAUGUUGUUAACAUGCCUGAGGAAGGUAACAGGGCAACAGGGAAGCGAGCAAAUAGGCCAAUCCAGCGGAAGCAUGUAGUUAAAGGGAACGCUCUCUACAAUGAAGCAGGUUUUUUAAAACCCACUCCUUGCAAGUCCUUCAGCUCAAAAACCAAAUAUUUGCAUAAGGACCUGGUAAAGGAUUCCAGCUUCCUGGUUCAUGACAUUGCCGCAUGGAUUGUUUUCAAAAUUAACACCACCUCCUGUUUCACCAGUGGCUGAUUGUGCCUUGCUCCCAGCGGUGAGGGAACAGGACUGCCCGGACCCAGCAGUACGCACAGUUCAGAUCCAGUUGUACCAACCUCAGCAGGAUUGUAUUUUGAGCCUGAGCCAAUGUCUUCCACAACCAAUUAUUUUCAACCCUGUGAAUUUUCCACUUGUGUUUCUUGUGAAGAAAAUCCAAGCUGCCUGGACCAGAUCUUGGAUUCCUAUCUGCAGAUGGAAACACCCUCAGAGCCUUUGCUCAACUCCACACCAAGCACUCCCCACUAUUUUCCAGACAGCUUCCAACCGACCCCUCUCUGCUUUAACCAAAGCCUGACCCCAGGAUCACCUUCGGGUUCCUCUAGUCUCUCUGGCUCCUUUGACUACAGUUACUCACCAGCCCAGCCGCCUUCGUAUGCUCCAGAGAGUUACAACUCUCCCCCAUCCCUGGACAGCCUAAACCACGGCUUCCCUCCAGACAACUGCUCCUACCACCACCUGCCUUCACACACCCAGUACAACUGCUUCCCCACCGCCACCACCUCGGUCUGCUACUGUGCAUCCUGUGAGACAGAGCACGUGGACAUCCUCAGAGCCGCCGAGUACUUCUACCCGAGCCCGGACUGUGCGGACUUUGCCCCCUCCGUGGCCACUGCCAGUGAGUUCUAUAGGAGGGAAGCAAGCUGUGACAUCUGCUACAGUUAAUGCAAGUGACCGGUGUGAAUUAGGAGUGUGGUAUGGGUGGAUCGAUUUUUCUACCACAUGUCAUUCUUCUUCAGUUUCCUGACACUAACGUAGGCAUUCACGUGAAGUCCUCAAACCUGGCCACAGUGCCAGUCUUCUUUUAUAUGUGCACAGUUAAAAUUUUUGCAGAGAACUUCUCGUUGUUUUACUUUUCUGUGUUAUAAACAAGUUCUCUUUUUUUACAUUAAUAAAUAAGUUUGCAUAAUAUAUGUUGGGCUAUUUUCUAGUCAUUUCCAUUAAUAGUGUCUAUUUGAUUUGAAUGUUAUCAAUGAGCCAGAAAAUCACUA